Molecule: messenger RNA, 4431 nt
Organism: Amoebophrya sp. A120
Lineage: Eukaryota; Dinophyceae; Syndiniales; Amoebophryaceae
Source: the annotation of a GenBank genome assembly
CACUAUUUACGACCUAGUGUAUAAAAAAGCGAACUACUUUUACCUAUUUCACACUCCUCGAUACCGAUUUCUUUGCGCCUAUAGAAUAAUUGUCGACCACUUUUAAUAAGCGCUGUCUGCUUAGAACGAGCUUACCUGAGCAUUUUCACACUUACAGUUACAACCAGUUUCACCGAAAUAAACGAGGAAGUAGAAAAAAUUAUCCCAAAAAUUCGCUUCUUUUACUCGUAGAAAGUACUAUCGAUUUGCAGCUAACCCCUACACCACUCUUACAAUACUACACACUUUCGAAUUUCAAUUUCCGUUUAUCACUUUUUUUGAAACAAUAAAAAGAUACCACACUACUUUUUUGUGGCAUCCCUGUACUGAAAACCAUCACAAAUUCGCAAUUUGGCACGGCCACCGCCAUGGCAAGUGCAGUCGCAGCCCCUACCGCUGCAGACAUAGCUGUUGAUACGGCUACAACAACUCCUGCAGCUCCGGUACUAGAAGGUCCUGAAAGUAGUACGCCGGCGGCAGUCGUGCAAGCAGCCAUGAUGCCAGAGCACCGGGACACCACUGGAGCAGCCAUGCCAGCGGCUCCGGCGCCUGUCCCUGUGGCUCCGGUGACUGGGUUCGUGCAUCAAGUCACUUCCGAGUCGAAUGCUACGAGCGGUGCGGACGCUGUAGUGCUCCCUGUAGUUGUGAACAAUACCACAACCGCCCCUGCAGCUGCGGCUGUCGUGCCUAAUGUGGACGAUGUGCAGCAGGUCGUCCAGGACGCUGGUGGUGUUGGCACGACGUCCGCGUCGUCUCACCCGAAUGCUAGUAGUGCCGCGCCUGCAAUUCCCCAGCACGACCAAGCUGCUGCUUCCGGACAACCAGCUGGCACGACGACGGCGACCCACUCCCACCACCAUCACCACUCCACCGCAGCUGCCGUCGAGAAAACCACCACCGCUCUGGGUUUAGAGCAAACCACCAACAAACUGGUCGAAUCGCUGCAGGUCUACGGGGUCGGGCCGCUGUGUGCAGUGCAGAAAGCGAUCUUCGGCCGGAUUGCCCACGGCAACGGGACCACCGCGUCGGGCGUUCUGGGCGAGCAGGUGGCCGCGAUGAAGGUGGCGAAAGUGGUGCAAGAUACUGGUGCUCAUCAACCGGGAGGUAGUACAACCAAAGGAGGAGCAACUGGCGCAGCGGGGGCAGCGCAUUAUGCGAUGCAAGAUAUGCAACCCGGCGUAGUUGGUGGAGCCCCUAGCCCUCCAACCACAGCGACAACUACUGUUCCUACCGCGAUUUCCACCCCGGUUAGCAGCCAGGUCACUUCUGGCGCCGCGUCCGCCGCUACCCAAACCGCCACGUCCGUCAUUGGUAAUGCGGAUGCCACGGGUUCCCACGCUGCCUCGACGGCGAAACAUCAUUUACAGCAAAUCGCGAUCAACGACGCUAUGGUGCAGCUGAGCCACCCGUCUCUGACCGAAGUUGUCCACGCGGCGCAAGUCGCCGGCCUGCACGCCGCAGUGUAUGGUGGUUUAUUCGGCGGAGUAACCAGUGUACUGGUUGCGGUUGCGAGCGAAUGGCGGAAGAACCAGGUGGUCGUUGAGGAGGCGGGUGCUGUGGAAGAAGCUGCGGACUCGGCAAUGCAAAAGGCCGCCCCAGAUGUUGAGAAAGAUAGAGGCACGACAAAAAUUCUGAGCACCUCCUGCGAAGAUGAGAUCAAGACCGAGCCGACAGGGGCGCUUUCCGCAUCUGACAGCUCCGUUGAGGAGGCGAAACAUGAAACCGACCCAGUUGAGUUGGCGACGGCUCGUGUAGUUGGGAUGAUGAAUACUGAGGACACGACUUCUGUGAUGUUGAAGAAGGACUACAAACCUGACGAUCUUCAAGCCGGAGAAGUCUCCACUCCCCCCGAAAUCACGUCUACCUCGUCCAUGGAGACCACGGUUGGGGCUCUCGAAGACCAUGAGCCGGAAUCCGGGUCAUUCACGGUUGAAACGCCAGCUAAGGACGGAGAGUUCGGAGAAGAUGGAAAGGAGGGAGCCCCCACCGAUCUUAACGACGCUAACCUGAAACCAGCCACAGUUCUCCAACAGAAAUUGCUUCAGGAGGAGAGGAGGGCGAGGGCGUUGAGCAACAUCAGCGCUACCGCUACUGGUGGACAGAUGAAUAAGAGGGAAGACAGUGGAACUACACCAGGCACCACUGGUACAACCGCUACCGCUCUUAACAAAAAACCGCCACUCCACCAAAUCGCUUUGCGCGGUUUCGUCCAGGGCGCCUUCCCGGCGGCUGUUUCCGCUGCAGCAACGAGUGCUACGACCGAUAUUGUUCUGCUCUUCAAACUGCACGAGGCGCUGCAACACACAUUAUCUUCGACCUACAUUUACGCUUUGCAAGUCGCUUCCGCCGUGGACCACACGACGAGUUACAUGUUUCUCCUGCUCCCUCUCCCCCUUCCGGCCGUGCAUUUGUCACCGUCUUUUAUGUUCACGAAUGGAAACACGUCGAACUUGCUCGCCGCAACGACACUAAGUUCGCUGAACGGGUCGAUCGCGGCACACCACUUAACGACCGCCGUUACUGUCGCGGCUGCUUCCGGCGCCUUGGCCGGGGGGUUAGUCAUGAUGGGGUUGGACCGGUACAGGGGGGUGCCGUUGAAAAAAUCGUUGACGAUUUUCACAGCUGGUUUGCUUGGUAACAUCCUUGGUGUGCUGACGAUUGGUCCAGUGGGGGGUGCGUUGACCGGCGUGGCAUUUAGAUUAUUGGCAGAGGAGGGAAUUCGAAUCCCCCUGCAGGAGUGCAUCCGGCAUUUGUGGACGCACCAAGUGCCGAGAGCGGUUGGGUUUGUGACCGAGGAGAUGCGGGAGUUUUGGGAGAAAGUGAACGAGUUCCUAGUGACGGUUCAGGAGAGCGACUUAGUGGAGCGCGGGUCGCGGUCCUGCGAGAGCGGUCGUUUAUUUAUUUCGGGCAGGAGUUGCUGCUUGGGCCCGGCGGAGUUCCUGUUUGCUGCGAAGGGAAGAUGCGGAGGUGGGGGAAAAGAAAAGCAGUUUUCGAACGGACGUGUGGAAAAAGAAAACAAGCAAGCUCUAAAACAGUCUGGCGGAGUGACCGACGAAAAGUCCGCCCAACCCGAGUCAGCGGCACAGAACCUGGCGCCGGGUAGUCACGAAGAACAGGUUAACGAUCACGAAAUCGAAACCGAAAACCUUGAGUCCGCCGGUACCGGGGGGUCUGAAAACGAGACCUCCGAUAAGAAACAGCAAUUAAAGCCACUGGUCACGUCGUGGUUUGAGUACCCGGAUUUUUCGUUGCUUGAGCAGUCCGGGAAGGCGGUUGCCGAAUCCUACGUGUGGUUGGAGGAAACUUAUUCUUCUGCGAAGGAGAGAAUCCACAGGAUUUGCGCGACUGGGGCUGAAAAAGAAAAAGGAGAGCAGCAGCCGGGUUCGUCUUCCUCGGUGGCCGAUGUUCACGUCGACGCUGAAGGUAAAAAAGCUUCUGCCGUGGAUGAUGUAGUAGAGGGGAAUCUCGAUCUUGAUGGUGAGAAGACAUCACGUGGCGGCUUGCACGUGCCGCAAGAAGAGAUUGAAACCGCGAAUGCGGAAGCGGAUGGAGCACAUUGUGGAGGCUCAAACGCAGCUGGUGCUGGUCUUGCAGAACAAAAAUCUCAGGCUAGUACUGAAACGGAAGUGCCCGACGAAGCGCAGCAGGAAAAAGAGGCAGAGGAGGAUGGGCCUAAGGUCCUCGGUGACGAAAAUAAUGAAACUGCCACUCACCCUGCAGAAUCCGUCGGAAGCGAUGAAUGAGAUAGAGACUGAAGCUUGAUACUAUUUAGUUUUGUCCCAUUGCGGACGUCGUGCUUUAGCACGACCUGGAAUGACCGACUCCAGGAGGGAUGCGUCAUCCGAUAAAUUCCAAAUCCUAUCAAGAUAGGAAAGUACUAACUUCCUUACACUAGCAGCAGCAUCGCUGCUGAUCCUCAAAGGAGGAUCUUCUGAAUCUUUAAUUUCGACACACGACGAGUGCUUCAUAGCACCGAAAUUGCACGACCUGUUGCUUGAGAGCACAGGGAUUGGACUAGAUGAAACGCAUAUUUUUUCAUCUUCUUUCUUGUAGGUACAGACUCUCCGUUUGACGCCUGCAACGUUCUUGUAAGCCAUAUACGAUGAAAAAGUUUUAUAUUUAUAGCCGAUUGCUUUUUUGCUUGGACGAAUGUGUGUCAGUUUAGGGUCACAUGCAAAGGUGCUGCCUCUGACAGUGACAGCAAUGGAAACUUGAGGAUGGGCAUGAUUGACUUUGGAAAGAUCAUGACACGUGAUGCAAACGAGCAUCGAGCUACGAAAACAGUAUUUUUUCAUCUUGGAUAAUGUUGCCUACAAAUUGAACGGCACUACUAUAAAAUGAUACUUACCUGCUCCUGCGGCUGCGGGGGGCCACUUCUGAGAGGAGGUGAUU